Molecule: messenger RNA, 408 nt
Organism: Rattus norvegicus (Norway rat)
Lineage: Eukaryota; Metazoa; Chordata; Mammalia; Rodentia; Muridae
Gene: H3f3al1
Product: H3.3 histone A like 1
Source: RefSeq, a predicted model, not a curated record
AUGGCUCCUACAAAUCAGACUGUCCGCAAAUCCACCAUUGGUAAGGCACUUAGGAAACAAGUGGCUACAAAAGCUGCUCAUAAGUGUGCACCCUCUACUGGAGGAGUGAAGAGACCUCAUUGUUACAGGUCCAAUGCAGUGGCACUCCGUGAAAUCAGACGCUAUCAUAAGUCCACUGAACUGAUUCACAAGUUUCCCUUUCAGCGUCUGGUGCGAGAAAUAGCUCAGGACUUAAAAACAGAUCUGCUCUUCCAGAGUGCAGCUAUUGGUUCUUUGCAGGAGUCAAGUGAGAUCUAUCUGGUUGGCCUUUUUGAAGAUACCAACCUGUGUGCUAUCCAUGCCAAAAGUAUAACAAUUAUGCCAAAAAAUAUCCAGCUAGCAGGCUGCAUACACAGAGAACAUGCUUAA